Messenger RNA from Ascoidea rubescens DSM 1968, 735 nucleotides. It is a transcript of the gene OPI10, whose product is annotated as Opi10p. Gene Ontology annotation, cellular component: cytosol; nucleus. Gene Ontology annotation, biological process: protein import into nucleus. Gene Ontology annotation, molecular function: nuclear import signal receptor activity. Bases 1 to 735 code for a protein of 244 amino acids. The transcript is spliced from 2 exons. The record is from RefSeq and is a predicted model, not a curated record. NCBI's taxonomy places the organism in Eukaryota, Fungi, Ascomycota, Saccharomycetes, Ascoideales, Ascoideaceae.
AUGUUUGGAGUUAUUUGCCCUGGAAGACAAGUUGAAAUUGCUCAACAAAUUGAACAAUUCCAGUAUCUUGUUAAAAUUGAAAAGUCUUCAAAAAUAUCUCAUAUAACAUUAUUUAUUUUGCCAGAUAUCCAAUUUGAUCCUAAUUACUCUGCUUUGAUUUAUUUUAAUUUGGAUCAUAAUAAUAUCAAUUCCACCAAUAGCAUAAUUGCUAAUUCUCCUAAUGGUAAUUUUACAUUAUUUGGAAGUUUAUCAUUAGAGAAACCUUCUGCGAUUUUCAAGAUCAAUUCCAAUGCAAAUAAACAAAUUCAAAAUCAAAAUAGUUUGACUCAAAUUGAUGAUGUAGACAUGGAUUUGGAUAAUUCAACUUCAAAUGUUAAUUUAAGCUCAAAUUUUAGUAAUAUCAAUAAUAUUGGAAUUAUUGAUAAUUCGUAUAUAAUAAUUGGAAUUUCAAUUUCACCAAAUUCCGAAGCUAUGAAUUUAUUGCAACAGAUGAAAAACUCGCAAUUAAAUCAACCCAAAUUGUUAAAUGACUCAAAUCAAAUUUCAAAACCAAAUUUGAAUAAUGAGGAGAUUGAAUAUUUAUCUAACAAAAUUAUAUCAAAUUGUUACAAUUAUCUAAGUGGGUUUGUUGACAAUAAUGGGAAAGUUUCAAUAAUGAAAUUUAACAAUUGGUGGGAUAAUUUUAAAAACAAGUUAAAAAACAAUCCAAAUUUUUUAACUAAACCAAGUGAUUGA